Erythranthe guttata (spotted monkey flower) is the source of this 955-nucleotide messenger RNA. RefSeq names its product enabled-like protein (DUF1635). The record is from RefSeq and is a predicted model, not a curated record. NCBI's taxonomy places the organism in Eukaryota, Viridiplantae, Streptophyta, Magnoliopsida, Lamiales, Phrymaceae.
GUGGCAAUAAGUAAGUCCUUAUAAACCCCUUUAAAUCAUUCCGUCCGACAGUCACAUAUUUCAAAGAUGGAAGAAGAAAGAGGUCUUCUUAAUUGGGUUCAUUUUUACCCCCAAGAAAAGAGUAUGGAUGAUGAAGUAAGGCAAUCACUUGUGCUGGAAGAGGAGCUCAAACUCAAGGAUCAAGAAAUCUCCCAUCUGAAAGAAACGAUCGCCGCCGCCAUUAGAGAGCGAGACGAAGCUCGAGAUAACUGCCGAAGAUUACUCUACGAAAAGAUUCUUCUCCAACAACAUUCAGUCAGCAUUAUCGAAGAAGAAGGUGAUCCUGCAGUACGAGGAAUAAUCGGAGGAGUUUCCUCCUCCGACUCCGACGACAGCAUCGUCUCAUCGCCGCCGCCGCAGGUCGAAGCGGAAACCGAGUUUCCGGCGGGUCUGAUUAUAAACAGGCCUUUGCCGGAAAAGGGCAAGCUUCUGCAGGCGGUGAUGAAAGCCGGGCCGCUGCUGCAGACGCUCCUCCUCGCCGGGCCUCUUCCGCAGUGGCGCCACCCUCCGCCGCCGCUCGACACGUAUCAGAUUCCGCCGCCGCCGCUCUCCCUCCGGCAAGACCCGCCGUCGUCAUUACUAUUACACAACAGCAACGACAACGUUGAUUCUGAUUACUUCAUUAAUGAAUUCAAGUAUCAAAGAGUUGUUCUUCAAUGAGGUCCUUUUUCUUAAAUAAAAGAAAAAAAAAAUCGUGUAAUUUUGUUUUAUAUUUAGAAGGGUAAAUAGCACUUUAACCCCCUAUGGAUUAAUCUCUGUGCACAUGACCCCUCGUACUUUCUAUAUAGCACAAAUGACCCCUUGUAUUUUAUUAUAAGCACAAAACCCCUUGUACUUUAAAAAAUUUCUUCUUUCUAACGAGCAUGAUUAUUUACUAAGUGGAAUACCAUAAGAGAGUUAUGUGUUGAGAUUAAAA